Maylandia zebra (zebra mbuna) is the source of this 1745-nucleotide messenger RNA. RefSeq names its product EDAR-associated death domain (gene edaradd). NCBI's taxonomy places the organism in Eukaryota, Metazoa, Chordata, Actinopteri, Cichliformes, Cichlidae. Gene Ontology annotation, biological process: signal transduction. Gene Ontology annotation, molecular function: protein binding. The record is from RefSeq and is a predicted model, not a curated record.
GGAGAGAAGUUUGCUCGUCUGUGUGUUCGCUUCUUUUCCUUUUUCAGAGGGCUUUGAUUUUAUUUUAGAUAUUAAAAAACAUGAAUAUUUCAUCAUAUAUUUCUAGCAAGGACGUAUUCUUCUGUCGUCAUAGAUGAACCGCCUUCGGCUGGAAAUUACGGGUGGGCCUUGAAGGCAGCAUUAAUCCUCGCACCUUUUCAUCACAGAGGUGUUUCAUUUGUUUGAGUCGCCGCCGCUGGGGUGGCAUUGGAGCUUUCUCUGAGGUCGGGGCAGAGGAUAACUGCGUGUUUUUACUGCGUGGAGACAGUUUCUGUCCGCUCCUUUUACAUUUCCCUGCAUGGGAGACAUCCCAGCCUCAAACAUGAGCAGUUUGAACGCGUACAAAGAACCAUUUGACAGAAGCAGCUCUGAGCCUGUGGAGGACACAGACACCACCAGCUUUGUGGCAGAAUUUUCCUUGGAGGCCAAUUAUCCCGUGCAAGUAACAGAUCCCCAUGCAGACGCUGUGACGCUGCACCUCAGCUCGAUGCCCUCGAGAUACCUGAGUCCCUCCUCAGAAGACAGAAUAAGACAGCCAGUGGAAGAUGUGGAAGAAUGCACUUGCCCCACUUCUUCUUCACCAGACUAUCCCAAAGAACUACAGUUUUUAACGAACCCCUGCGAGAAGUGCUUCUGCCCGGCACCCCCUCCCAAAAUCAGCGACCUCAUGAACGACAAAGAUCUGCUGGACUUGCUGCGGCUCAAAUUGGAUCCAAACCACUGCACCAUCAAAAACUGGAAAAACUUUGCGAGUCGUUGGGGGAUGAGCUAUGACGAACUGACCCUGCUGGAGCAUCGGACCCAGGGUUCCUUGUCCCACAGCCCCACCCAGGAGUUCCUGUUACGCUACAACCAGAAGACGGUCACUGAGCUCACUGAACUUUGCCGCAUCUAUCAGCGCAUUGAUGUGCUGCGACUGCUGCAGAGCUGGAUAGAGAAGGAUUGGCCGUCGCGCUGGCAACACACACAAUCAAUUUGACUCUUAAUCUUUCAGGGUUGUACUUGAUUUCCUAAUUUUCAUAAGCUUUGAUACAUGCUACCAGUUUUUUGUAUCUUUAGUAAAUGAGCUUGUGAAAUGGAUAAAACAAUGCUGUCGAACCUGUCUGUAGAGAAUAUUGCACAGUACUGACCUCACGCUGUUCUGGAUAUAGUGAAUACAAUGCAAAGUCACAGAUCUGAUCGGUGCAUGCAGAUCACCAGUAUAUUUCUUUCUUGUGACCUGACGUUGGCACACCUGCCGCAGAUUCUGAGUCUUCGGAGCAGUGUUAAAGAUUGACAUUAACUAAAUCAGAUGGAGUUGGAUUAUUCAAAUUCAAGCAACGAUGUUGAUGUCAAUGCUGCAAAAUUUCAUUUUCUUACUUUCUGUGUUUCAAAGGCUGUUUAGAGAUUUUCAUAAUACCUGGGCAGAGGCAGAAAGAUGUCACUGUGCAGUGCAACUCAACAAGAACAGAAGUUAAAGGACAAAACACUGGAGUUGGACACUGAAAUAGCUUCACCGUAAUGGGACAGUUUAGACAUAGUGAUUCCACUGACUUGUUCAUUAACACAGCGGUCCCCAACCUUUUUUGCUCCACGGACGGUUUAAUGUCAGACAAUGUUUUUACGACUUUGAGGUGUGGCGGAUAAAUACAACAAAAUUCAAUGAUCCGACCGAGACACAAACGCUGGUGUUUUGUAAAUAUAAUAAUAAACGCAAAUUCACUGUG